Molecule: messenger RNA, 395 nt
Organism: Stegodyphus dumicola
Lineage: Eukaryota; Metazoa; Arthropoda; Arachnida; Araneae; Eresidae
Product: immunomodulatory peroxidase-like
Biological process (GO): response to oxidative stress
Molecular function (GO): peroxidase activity; heme binding
Source: RefSeq, a predicted model, not a curated record
GUGAUGAUGUACGAAACUACCUGUACAGGCGACUAUACUUAAAUGAAUCAGCUGGUCUGGAUUUGGCCGCCGCCAGUAUUGUAAGAGGCAGAGACCACGGAAUUCCAGGUUACACGUACUAUGUUGCCUAUUUCUUCAACAUCACUAUUCAUGAUUUUAACGACUUGAGGAAACUACUUCCCGAUAAAUCUGUGGACCUCUUGGAGGAGCUCUUUGAAUCUGUACAUGAUGUGGAUGUUUACUCAGCGGGAUUGGCAGAGUACUACGUACCAGGAGGAUUUGUUGGACCCACAUUUGGUGCUGUUUUAGGACAACAAUACAAAAGACUCAAAUUUGGUGACAGAUACUGGUUUGAACAUGCUCAUCAAGCAGGAUCCUUCACACCAGGUACAUAA